Phoenix dactylifera (date palm) is the source of this 1168-nucleotide messenger RNA. Its product is annotated as homeobox-leucine zipper protein HAT14-like. Gene Ontology annotation, biological process: regulation of DNA-templated transcription. Lineage: Eukaryota; Viridiplantae; Streptophyta; Magnoliopsida; Arecales; Arecaceae. Gene Ontology annotation, molecular function: DNA-binding transcription factor activity, RNA polymerase II-specific; sequence-specific DNA binding. The record is from RefSeq and is a predicted model, not a curated record.
AUGAGCUCCUCUUUCCCUGCGUUACGACACAUUCCAACGCACGCCCCUGCUCCCUCUAUUAAAUCACUAGAGAAACUCCCAUCCUCUUCAUUUCCUUCCCUCUAUAUAAAGCUCUCUCCUCCUCUUUCCUUCUCCCUAUCACACCCUCUUUACCCACAAAAGUCCUCUGCGCCUUCAACUUUUCCUUCAUAGCUUGGCAUGGAAGAAGAUGAAUGCAAUAUCGGCCUUGGCCUUGCAAUAGGUGCUGGUCGACAUUUCACCUCUAACCAAAGUGGCAACGGGGAACGGAAGCCUCCCGUUCAGUUCCACAUCCUAUUUCCGCCUCGACCGAAGGAAGGAGAGGAGGAGGAAGAAGAAGAGCCGACAAGAGAUAAAGAGCGACACAAGUCGAAGCACAUCAAUGAAGAGGAGGAUAGCAGUACCAAGGACAUCAUCAGUGAUGGCGGUAGCAACCGAGUUGGCAUGAGGAAGAAGCUCCGGCUGACUAAAGAACAGCUAACGUUUCUCGAAAACAGCUUUCGAGAGCACAACACCCUCAAUCAGACCCAGAAACAACAACUGGCUUACCAAUUAAACCUCCGGCCUCGUCAAGUCGAAGUCUGGUUCCAAAAUAGAAGAGCUAGGACUAAAUUGAAGCAGACUGAGGUAGACUGUGCGUUCCUUAAGAAGUACUGCGAAAACCUAAGAAACGAGAAUCGGAGGCUAAAGAGAGAGCUGGAGGAGCUGAGGGCAAUGGAGCCUGGGUACCCCUUCCAUACCAGGGUCCCAAAGGCCGCGACACCGACCAUGUGCCCAUCCUGCAAGCGGAUCAUGGCCUCCGGCAGUGAAAAAGGAAAUAGUGCCUUGGACGCCAGGAAGGGCCGCGGCCAACUGAAACCUGUAAACAAUGGACUGGUAAGCCUUUAGAUCUAAGAAAUAAUGGAAGGUUGAAGGCAUACUGUUAGCAGAUAGGAAUGGAUGAUAGAACGAAGAAGGAAAUAGAGAUUGGGAAGGGUCUAUUUGGUGUAACUUUUGUAUUGUAAAAGAGGGUUUCCAUAAUUUAAUACAAGUACAAGCUUCCCAAGCAGGAACCCUCUCAUUAUCUCGAUCAUUGUAAAUAAUUGGCCUCCCUUUUCAUUAAAAAAAAAUCUCAAAUACUUGCUAAUACCAUCUGCCAUGUAUAUGCUGA